AUGACGAGGACGUUGUCUGGUGAGAAUUAUGUCACGGCUUCUCUCAUUAUUCCUCUUACCAAGGGGUUGAUCCGAAUGCUGGACGAUAUCGACCGGUCUGCUCUCAAAUAUGAGGUUCAGGAGUUUCUUGACAAUAUUAAGCAAUCGGCGAUUGAUAGAUUGCUGCAAUAUGAGCAACGCAGCGUUGCAAAAGGUGCAACUCUCAUGAACCCCCACUUUAAAAAGAAAGGGUUUGUAUCUGAAAAUCGGGCAGAGGAUGCACGAAUUCAAAUAGAGGCCGAAGUCAAGACAGAGGUUCAGAGGAUGCCACCACCGACACAACAAGGAGGAAACCUUACCCCGGCUCCAUAUGCCGGCGUUCUGUCUUACCUAAAUGAUCAAGGCGAGAGACAUUCAACGGCCAGCACUUGCACUGUGGACGCAACUAUUCUCGUUAGACAAUAUGUGGAAGUGCAGCCAAUCAACAAUCAAAGAGACCCGAUAAAGAGCUUACAAGUAGAAUCAGAUGUUGUAACUGAUUUGGCACAUUCGUUACAAUUCAGGGUCUGA
Messenger RNA from Acanthoscelides obtectus, 549 nucleotides. The record is from the annotation of a GenBank genome assembly. NCBI's taxonomy places the organism in Eukaryota, Metazoa, Arthropoda, Insecta, Coleoptera, Chrysomelidae.